AUGAUCAAGGAAAUCUUGUCCAAAGUUGCAGGAAUAGUGAAAAGGGGCCAACAACCCAUCAUCCAGGACAAUCAUGAUGACGCUAAUGGUAAAGGCUCUUCUUCCUCCAUUGUUGUCGUGUUGAACCAUCAUCAUGAUCCUCCAAAAACAACAAAGGAAUUUCAACCCUAUCCUCUCAAUGUUCCAGCAAGUAGUCCUCUCACCGACAUGGAAUACAAAUGUCAAAUCUUGAGCCAAUUGAAAGAAGAUAUUCAAACACUCAACAAGAAUGAUCUAUCAUUGGAACAUCAUUUUGAAAUGUUUGAUCAUUUGAGAGAAUUACUUCAUCGGAUCUCGAAUCGAAUCUUUAUGAAACCUGCAAAGAAUGAAAUGUAUUUAUGUGGAGGAUUGAAAACAUUGUGUUUGUUGUUUAAUCAACUCGCCGUGUACAUGUUUAGAGGAACCAAGAAUGAACACAAUUCCAAAAUGUGGAAACUCUUUGAAGAGAUUUUGAGUGAGUGUUCGUUCAUCUUGUACAAGAUGGCUGAACAUGCAAAAGCAAGAAAGGUCAUGUUGUUGAGUGGUAUCUUGUAUUCGAUUUGGGGAGUCAUUCAGCAAUUGUGUGCCAUUUCUGCUGCAGAGAAUAAUGCAGAAAAUGCUUUAUUAUCGGAAAACAAAAAGUUUUACAAACUCAAAAUGAAUUACAAUGCUGCGGUAGAGAGUUCUAUUGUUCAUAUGGAUGAUGUGAUGGAACUCUUGUCGUCUGGUAUGUCACUUUCUGCCGACUUUGCAGAAUUGUUAAAAUCAGCAAAUAGAUCAUUAUUUGGAGACUCUAAUGAAACCGAAGUUUCACAGCGAGCAGAAGAGGUCGAUAACUUUGGAUUGCAAUGUUGUGACGUAUUUAUUGGAACUUUUGAUCUACCACUAGAGACAUGGACUCAGGAAACAUUUAAUGAAUUUGUACGAACGAACACAAACCCACAAUACUUUAUUCGUAUGAAUGAUUUUGAUAUUAAUUUACAUGGUAUCAUACUUCAAACACGAACAAAGGAUUUCCUUGAAAAGUUUUUUGUGAAAUGGAAUUUUGAGAAUUCACAUGGUGACAGCAAUGCUGAUCAAAAAAGUAAUCAAGUAUUUGGAUUUUACAUUUUGAAGAAAGAUCAAAACAUUUCAAGAUUUUCCUUGCUGAAAUUCAUUCAAGUUGUGUAUACAGAUUCCUUAGUAAUCUCAUCCAAAGACAUUGAUAUUUUACGAAAAGAAUUCGACGCAGCAACAAAAGAAGAACACAAGAAAGAAGAUGAUUCUACUAUUCGAAUAUUUUCAGUGGACAGCAUGUUGAAGGAACAAGGAUUAUUACUCUUACUCGAUUCACUAAAGAAUGAAUCUACGAAAGAAGCUAUUUUACAUUCUCUUAACAUGGGUUAUUCUAAUCAUCAUGCAGAGAGAAAUCAAGACGAGGAGAGUCUAUUUGAUGAAUUUGAUGAACAGUUAGUGAAACAGGAAUGGGAAAUUAUUAGCAAAACGCGUCGUGAUCGACAUGAAGAAGAAUUAUUAUUUUCGAGAAAGGAUGCAAUUAAAAGAAAUGCCAUUCAAACAGGUGGACUCGAGCAAGACAUGACUGAACUUUUUAUAUCCAUCACUGAAGAAGAUGAAUCAUCUGCGUCUGAUGUGGUCAUACAAACAGAGUGUAACGAAUUGGGAGCGAUCGAUUUGGAGAUAUUAAGCAGUGACGCCUAUCACACCAAAUAUUUGAAAUUUGUGAAAAAAGUUCUCUUACCGACAAGACAAAGAGGAGGAGUUUUUGCUCACCGUUGCAUUUUAGCGGCAAGAAGUGAAUACAUGAGAAAAGUGUUCAAGUAUGAAUGUACACCAAAAUGCUUGUCAAUUGUGGAAGGAGUUGAAUCGAAUAUUGAAAAUGUGAUUGAUUGCUCUGUGAAAACUAUUGAAAUUCCAAACUUUUCCUAUUCAACCCUCUUUUUGGUGUUACAAUUCAUUUAUUGCGGUCAGAAUGUUUUGAAAACACUUGCCAAUGUUUCAUUAACCACUAGCACAGAUGAUGUUUCAGAUAUUUAUCGCAAGAAAUUAACAAAUCAACCAUUGAUUCCUGAGACAUUUAUAGAGUGUUUAAUAGCAUCAGAUUUAUUCUUACUGUAUGGCUUAAAGAAGUUUGCAGAGCAGCAAAUCAUUCAACAACUCAACGAAACGUCAAAUCAACCUCAAGAUAAGGAGUUUCUAGUGAACUUGUACAAUAUUUCACAACUCUACAAUUCGGAUCCUUUGAAGGAGAAAUGCGAACAAUUACUGAAUUAA
Naegleria fowleri is the source of this 2289-nucleotide messenger RNA. RefSeq lists its product as uncharacterized. The record is from RefSeq and is a predicted model, not a curated record. Gene Ontology annotation, molecular function: ubiquitin protein ligase binding. The transcript has a single exon. Gene Ontology annotation, cellular component: cytoplasm. Gene Ontology annotation, biological process: proteasome-mediated ubiquitin-dependent protein catabolic process; regulation of proteolysis. Lineage: Eukaryota; Heterolobosea; Eutetramitea; Acrasida; Naegleriidae. Bases 1 to 2289 code for a protein of 762 amino acids.